CGGGAGCCGCCGCGAGGACCGAUGGAGUCGCUGGCCGAGCGCGUGCGGAGCAACGGGCGCAUCGCCGCGGGACUCCUGCUCAACCUGCUGGUGUCCAUCUGCAUCGUGUUCCUCAACAAAUGGAUCUACGUGCACCACGGCUUCCCCAACAUGAGCCUGACCCUGGUGCACUUCGUGGUCACCUGGCUGGGCUUGUACGUCUGCCAGAAGCUGGACAUCUUCGCCCCCAAGAGCCUGCCCCCUUCCAGGCUGCUGCUGCUGGCGCUCAGCUUCUGCGGCUUCGUGGUUUUCACCAACCUCUCUCUGCAGAACAACACCAUCGGCACCUACCAGCUGGCCAAGGCCAUGACCACGCCGGUCAUCAUCGGCAUCCAGACCCUCUUCUACAAGAAGACCUUCUCCACGAAGAUACAGCUCACGCUGAUUCCUAUAACCUUAGGUGUAAUCCUAAAUUCUUAUUACGAUGUGAAGUUUAAUUUCCUUGGAAUGGUGUUUGCUGCUCUUGGUGUUUUAGUUACAUCUCUUUAUCAAGUGUGGGUCGGAGCGAAGCAGCAUGAAUUGCAAGUGAACUCCAUGCAGCUGCUGUACUACCAGGCUCCGAUGUCUUCUGCCAUGUUGCUGGUCGCUGUGCCCUUUUUUGAGCCGGUCUUUGGAGAAGGAGGACUCUUUGGUCCCUGGUCAGUGUCUGCUCUGCUUAUGGUGCUGCUCUCUGGAGUAAUAGCUUUCAUGGUGAACUUAUCGAUUUAUUGGAUCAUUGGGAACACUUCACCAGUCACCUAUAACAUGUUUGGACACUUCAAGUUCUGCAUUACUUUAUUUGGAGGAUAUGUUUUAUUUAAGGAUCCACUGUCAAUUAACCAGGGUCUUGGCAUGCUAUGUACAUUAUUUGGCAUUCUUGCCUAUACCCAUUUUAAACUCAGCGAACAGGAUGGAACUAAGAGUAAGUUGGUACAGCGUCCUUAAUUGUGUUUUUGUGGGGAAAAAGACUGUUGCCCCAAGAAGAUUAUUUUUAAGAA
Molecule: messenger RNA, 1016 nt
Organism: Sorex fumeus (smoky shrew)
Lineage: Eukaryota; Metazoa; Chordata; Mammalia; Eulipotyphla; Soricidae
Gene: SLC35E3
Product: solute carrier family 35 member E3
Exons: 5
Coding region: 22-963 (313 amino acids)
Cellular component (GO): Golgi apparatus
Molecular function (GO): nucleotide-sugar transmembrane transporter activity; antiporter activity
Source: RefSeq, a predicted model, not a curated record